AUGCUGCCCUACCAGACCCCCCGAAUCGACAAGCCCAGUCUACCGGCACAUUGUGAGCCAGCGGACGAGUUCCUCCAAGCCCUAUCUAUAACCUUCCACACCUGCAUACCCUCCUACCUCGCCCUCUUAUCCACGCUGCUCGGCACGUGCAGCAUCAUAUCCUGGCUCUUUGCGCAACUACCGCAGAUAUACAAGAACCACAAGCUCAAGUCGACGUCUGGGCUGAGCGUGUACUUCCUGACAGAGUGGCUGUUGGGGGAUGUGACGAACCUCUUAGGCUGCCUGUUCACAGGACAAGCGACGUGGCAGAUUGUCAUCGCGGGAUACUAUGUCUUUGUAGACUGUGGGCUGACGGGCCAGUGGGUGUGGUAUGAGCUCUUGCACCACGGCCGGCCACUCCGUCCCAUCUGGGGACGCUGGAGGAGUGGAGAGAACGACGGUGGGAAUGGAACGGGCGGCAUGCAGCAAGUGUCCAAAGGCAAGACGCCAGACACACCAGACGCAAAGUCGGACAACAAGGAUAUUGAAGUCCAGCGCUCCGCUCCUCUCGACGCGUUCCGCAUACCCGACUUUGCACGCUCGCCCAGUGCCGUCAAGGACUCGUACGCAGUUUCGCCAACCGGAAUACCCGGCACAACUGGCACGCCGGGCACGCCUUCCAACCCCAAUAUCCGCCGCGUAGCAGCCUCAAGCUCGCCCAUGCCGUCUCCGAAAACCAUGCUCUGCAUCACACUCGUCUUCGCUGUCCUUUCGCAGGGCUCGACUGCGCGACCGACAUCUUCCCCGUCUCUCCCCAUAUCUGCCUUUUCGCACCACACAGGCAUGACGACGCGCGAACUCCUCGGCAAAAUCUUCUCCUGGUCCUCGACGUUCCUCUACCUGGGCUCGCGGCUCCCCCAGCUCUACAAGAAUCAGAUCCGCCGCUCGACCGCCGGCCUCUCGCCCUCACUCUUCGCCGCUGCCUUCUUCGGCAACCUCUUCUACAGCACCUCGCUCCUCACCAACCCCAGCGCCUGGCAAGACUUCCCUCCAAACAGCGGCUGGUCCGAAACGGGCAGCACGCGCUCAGCCUGGAUCCUACGCGCGCUGCCCUUCUUCCUGGGCGCUGCCGGCGUGCUCCUGAUGGACUUUGCCGUGGGCCUCCAAUUCUUUUAUUUCGGCGACGGCGCACUAAAAGACACGCGCGGACGCACCAUGGCGCGCGACGACGAGAUCAUCCUCACGCUCGACGACCACGGCGUCCCCAAGAGCCGCCGCCUGCACUGGCGCCGCGUCUCGGGCUGGAUGCGCGGCUGGGCCCCCGCCGUCAGCGUCGCUGCUACCCCGUCCGUCAGCAGAGCCACCACGCCUGCGCACACGCCUACGCCGCGCAACCAGAGCCCCGCGAGCGUGAGCGGGAGCGAGGCCAGCAAGCGCAGCCCAAGCCGUUCCAUACCCAUCUCUGCCCGCCCUGGCGGCGCGCUCGACGAGGCGCGGGCCCUGCUGGGGACAAGUCGCCAUGCUAGUCCAAGGAGCUACGGCGCGCUUUCUAGUCUGCGGUAG
Molecule: messenger RNA, 1542 nt
Organism: Ascochyta rabiei
Lineage: Eukaryota; Fungi; Ascomycota; Dothideomycetes; Pleosporales; Didymellaceae
Exons: 1
Coding region: 1-1542 (513 amino acids)
Source: RefSeq, a predicted model, not a curated record